This is a messenger RNA of Chiloscyllium plagiosum (whitespotted bambooshark), 8029 nucleotides long. NCBI's taxonomy places the organism in Eukaryota, Metazoa, Chordata, Chondrichthyes, Orectolobiformes, Hemiscylliidae. The record is from RefSeq and is a predicted model, not a curated record.
ACGUUUAACUUUUUUUUCGCUGUCGUGGCUGUCUUGGGAAAAAAAAUGUCGAGCGCUGUUAUAGUUUGAUUAAUGAAAGGCGCAGAGGGCGAAUUGGAACAUGCGCCCAUUAUUUUAACUGGUAGUGGAACCUUUCACUGGAUUGGGAGGGGGGAUGCUUUUUUAAAAAAUAAUUAUUUAGACAACUUAAUAUUACUGGCGUAAGAGUCUUGAGUUAUUUUCACUGGCCGUGAAGUCAAAGGAGUUGGAAUUACAAGUCAGUUCGAUUGGGGUUUCCACUUGAUGUUUACAGGUUUACUUUGUAUCUAUUUUUGUUUCCAGAUUGCAGUUUUUAUUUUGUUUUGUUUGGGGGAUCGGAUUACUCUGGAGUAACGGAGGACACUGAGAAGUGCUGAGUGCUGCUCUUUCCACAGCCCCCUGUGCCUCUCACAGACGCUGAGUGAGAUGGAGCAGAGGGAGACGGCGAUGGGCUGCAGGCAGAAGCCGGCUGAUGGGGAUUUUCGAUCGGCUGGCUGCACUGCCAAGUCCGCAGUCUCUCCGGGAGCCUUGAUGCAGUCGCCCAGGAGCCAGAUGAACGGGGGGAGGCUGGAUCCGGACGACGAGGAGAGCGCCUGUGGUAGCCAGGACUCCAACUCCAACACAGACAGCGAUAAAUCAAUGCAGGGAGACGGCCUGGAGGAACACGAGUUUUCUAUCAAAGAGGCGAACUUCACAGACGGCAGCCUGAAACUCAAGAUCCAGACCACCAAACGGCCCAAGAAACCUCCCAAGAACCUGGAGAACUACAUCUGCCCUCCGGAGAUCAAGAUCACCAUCAAACAGUCAGGGGAUCAGAAAAACUGCAGGUCGAGCAAAAGUAACAAGGUGUCAAAAGAAGAUGAAAAGAAAAAGGGUCCAUCAAGGUCUCAUAGCCAACCUGAAGUGCGAUUCCCUGAGAUUCCCUCAAGAUUACAUCAUGACUUCAGUUCUGACGGUGUGAAACCAAAGUACCAGGAGAGAGUUAAUCAGCUCCAACUUGAGUGGUCUGCAACGUCUGGGGUCUCCCCUACUUUCCAGAAUAAUGCAACAGAUGUUGAUGCCAGAAGGGAAAUAGCAAGCACUGCUAAUACAAAUUCCAUUUCAGAUCAAUUCUGUGACUUUCCAAGUUCACAAUUGAAAAGGCCUAUUCCUGGCUGUACCUGGAAUCAGUUUAUAAAUGGAAAUGCUGGACUAACCAUUGUCAAUGCUAACCGCCUGGUGACGACUAAAUUGUCCCAGUCCAUUGGUCACCCAGAAUCGACAGCUAACCUAGCAAAAUCAACAGAUAAAUGCAAAGAGUAUUCAGACCCCACAGACCAGCAGCUGUGUGGCAGUGGAACAGGAAAAUCUUGCAAAAGAGACACCAAGUGCCCUCGAAACCAGAUAGGGAAUAAUUCUGCUGGGUGGGACAAAAAUGGUCAAAAGGGAACACAGUUAGAAUUGCAUGGAACUGCAAAAGGCAGGAAGGAGAUUUUAGCAGGUCUCAGUGCAAACACCGAACUACCAUCGAGAGCAUCUCCCAGCAGGCCCAACACAAUGAGUAGUCAGGACAAGGAUUCAAGUUCUGUUAUGAUUAGAAUCCCAAUAAAACCACAGACUGCAGUGUCUCCUGGCACCAGAACAAGAAAAGGACGGCUAUCAAAAGCAAUCAUGGACAAAAACGCACAAUCAGAACCAGCGUGUGCUGAAUCAAAUGUUAAAAAUACUGUAAGUAACAACUUUCCCAAUGCUGGAGAUACUGGAAGCAAUAGCCAGAGUCAUGUCAGCAGCAAAGUAAUCAAGCAGCAAAGUAGAAGUAUGCAGAAGGAACUCGGUCAAAUCAGUCUAGCGGUGGGCAGAGCUAGUGAACUAGCUGACCUCUCAAACAGUGGGAAUCGGGUUAGGAAACCGACAGCAAUAUUGGCAUCACCUGUUUUUGUAGAUCCUACCAAGAGCAGAAGGGGCUCCACAGAAAUGAAGCAUUCGAAACAUUCGACAAAAAACAGCACCAUUUCUGCCAAAUGUAAAACCUUAAGUCUUCUGAAGGAAAACAGUGUUGCACAGCAAGAAAAUACAGUCGUAGAGCCUCCUUCUGCCUAUCCCAUAACUCCUGCUAGUCCACUGUAUUCGAACACGGAUAGUUUGACAGUCAUUACUCCUAUGAAGAAGAAACGGGGAAGACCAAAGAAGCAGCCUUUGCUUACAGUUGAGACGAUACAUGAAGGGGCUGCCAGCAGCCCAGUUAGCCCCAUCGGUUGUGACUCACCUAACAGCAGUAAGAAAAAGAAAAGAAAAAGUCCUGCUAAACUGAUACCAAUGGAUUCUGUCACCUUAGAGCCUAAAGAAACAUCAUUUCCCAAAAAAGAUGGGAAAAUAAAUGUUCUGGAUAAGAAAACAAUCAAAACUAUCAAUAAAAUGAAAACCAUGAAACGGAAGAAUAUUUUAAAUCAAAUUCUGUCCUGUUCUAAUAACACAGUGCUGAAAAAGAAAGUGCAGUCCUCUAGUACUGUUUCAACAAUCUCAUCUGUGCUUGAGAGCAAGUUAGGGAAACAGAUCAAUGUUAGCAAGCGAGGGACUAUUUAUAUUGGCAAAAAACGAGGAAGAAAACCAAAAGCCAUGGUACAGCUGCAGCAAAACGGAAACAAAGGUGCUGAGAAGUAUUCGAAGCCAAUUUCUGCCCAUUCCGAAAAUCCAACUGUGCCUUUCGGCUCACAGCUGACUGGAGCAGUGUCACCAACCACUGCCCAAACGUCACCUUGCCAGGUCAUGGGGCCUACAGGAAACCUUAGCCCUGUCAGCAGUGAGACCAACUUAUCUGAGUCAAAGGCAAUGCCAAACCUUCAGCCAAUCAGUGCACUUCCUAUUAAAACCCCAAAAAGCUUGCAUGCAAGCACUUGGAAAUUGUCUCCACCACGGCUCCUGGCAAACUCUCCUUCUCAUUUAUCUGAGGCAGCUUCUUUGAAGGAGAUCACACUGUCACCUAUCAGUGAGUCUCACAGCGAGGAAACAAUACCUAGCGAUAGUGGAAUUGGGACAGACAAUAACAGCACUUCUGACCAAGCGGAGAAGAGUACAGAAUCACGCCGCAAAUACUCUUUUGACUUUUGCACACUGGAUCCCUCAGAAGGCGCAGUUGUGGGUCCUGGUGCAAAAGGAAAACACAGUCACAGACAGAAACACCUGCUCUUAGAUGAUUACCGUCUUCAUGAAAGUAUGAAGAAACAGAAGCAUAGACGGAAGAGGAAAAGCCUGCAGAUGCAGAAUAGGGAUGACUUGCAGUUCAUAGCAGAUCUGGAGGAACUAAUUGCAAAGUUCCAGGUAUUCCGCAUAUCUCACAGAAGCUACUCUUUUUAUGCUGACAACCCCUAUCCUAGUAUUUUUCGGGUCAAUUUUGAUCAUUACUACCCUGUGCCAUACAUUCAUUAUGAUCCGUUACAUUAUCUUCGCCGGACAGCUGAUCUUAAGUCCAAGAAAAGGCGUGGUAGACCUCCUAAAGCCCAAGAGACUAUGACAAAGGUGCCUUUCUUACAGGGUUUUGGGUACCCAUUACCCAGCGGGAGUUACUAUGCACCCUAUGGCAUGCCUUAUACAUCAAUGCCUAUUGCUGCAGGUAUGAUGAACCUUGGGUAUUAUGGGCAAUAUUCAGCUCCUUUUUACUUGUCUCAUGCACUUGGGUCAUCAACCCCCUUCAUGAGGCCAGCGAUGCCUCCACCCCAGUACCAUGCCAGCUCCCACUUAAAAAUGCCAACCACUGCCAAACACAAGGUAAAACACGCCAUGCAUUUGCAGCCUUCGAUAGGGAUGGAUUUAAAUACCGUACAGCCUUCGUUAACGUCACAAAGAGGUGGUGGCCCUGGGAUGCCCAGCAGCCGAAUUCAUAAGCGCAAACACAAGCACAAACACAAGCAUCGAGAUGACCGGCUCAUUGGGUCCCGAGAAGACCUAGGUGAGCUCUUUGGGUGCAAAUCUGAUUUUGCUAAAACUUUAGUGCAUCAGAAACUAGAUGGCUGUGACAAAGAUAUUACAUUGGGUGCUGACAAAGGAAAACCCAAGGAGAAGCUGAGGCAGCAGUAUAUUGAGCCAACAGGGCAAAAGUCAUCAAAGAAUAUCUUUGACAUGGAAACCUCAUCGAAAUUGGCCUUUUCUGACUUGCCACAAUGGACAAGGACUACAGAGAAAAAUGAUCCUGUCAGUGAGUCAAUUGAUGCCUGUGUAAGAAGGUUCACAAGUACUGAGACCCGUACAAGACGGGAGACCUCCAUCGACCUGUAUGGGGAUUUGCAGUCUGCAAGUAGUAUGACUGAGAAGCGGGAAAAUGAAUUAAGUGGGAGUAGAAAAAGGCACUUUGAGGGUUUUGGAUCAUAUCGGGAGAAGAAUGGACCAGUGCUAAGGACUAACAGGAAGGACUGGGGGCAAAAUCCAUAUAAUACCCCUGCAGCACCAGGUUUAAUAAGCUCACACUCCAAGCUGGACCAAAUGAUCUUGCACAAAAAUGAUAGUGGCCUUUCCAUUGUAACCAGAAAGAAAGCUGUUUCUACUGAAAGUGUUACAGUCUCAACUUUGGCAUCAUCUCCCCUACCUUCCCCAUCUCCAUCGUGUGAAUCAGUUCAAAGUCCCAGUUCUUCACCAAGGAGAAAGCUGAAGAGGAGGGAAAUUGAAGCUAUUCAGUGUGAAGUCAGGAAGAUGUGCAAUUAUGAUAAAAUUCUUGCGACAAAAAAGAACUUGGACCAUGUCAACAAGAUCUUGAAAGCCAAAAGGCUGCAACGGCAGUCAAAAACUGGCAACAACAUAGUGAAAAAGAGGAGAGGCCGUCCAAGAAAGCACCCAGUGCCACUAGAUGAUGACUUCACAGACCAGAUGCCAGUACUGGAGAAAUGCGUGGAUCUUCCCAGUAAAAGGAGUCUGAGGUACAGUUUAGCCCCUGAGACACUGGCCUCAGCCAAUCAGGACACAAUCAUGGACACAAUAGAAGCUGUAAUCUGCAUGGUACAGCAGCAGGAGCCUAAGUCAGAUAAAGGCACCAAGAGAAAGCAAAAAGAGGAAGUUGAGCAGAAAGUGAAGAGACACAGGAAGGCCAAAGAAAUUGAAAACGAGGCAAUCACUGCAAAUUCUAAAAGGUACAACAGUUUGACCAUCUCCAGCACCAGCUACCAAUCUACAGCCUCUAAUCACUGAUAACUUCCUGCACUUUAAUGUUACUUGGUGAAUGAGAAGGGAAUGACUGAAACUCGGAUGUUGGAUCAUUUUAAAAUAAUAACCAUUUUCUCACAUAAUUUGCUAUAUGAAAUGGAUAGCCUCGUUCCAGCAUUCAUUGCAUUCUUUACAAAUACUAGACUCUGCAGUAGUGUCUGGUAUUGUAAUACGUCAACUCAGUUUCACAACUUUGUACAAACAUUCCUUCUCCCUGUUAACCGCGCUCUACCAUCGACCCAUUAUUUGCGAGUGGGCAACAUGUAAUGGCAUAUAAAAGGGUAAGUUCGUACAAGUACUUUUGGCAUCCUGUUAGAAGAAUGUAUUAAUGAAAUAAUCCUUGGGAAGGCAGGCAGCAAUAACAUUUUGCUUGCAACAGCAUUUCUUAUAUACUGAAUUUAUAAUCAAUAUAUGCUAGUCAAUUAAAGAAGGAAAAAAAACAAAUUAAAAAUAUUCUUGCCGUCAUUUAGGCAAUACUGUACUCACAGAGCCUUAAAUGCAAAAGUGUUAUCCACAUAAAGCACUUUCUGCUUCAGUUCAACAUAUGCUGUUGGUAACUCAGCAGAAAUAGAAAACAAAGUCAUUUAAAGGGCAUUUUCAAUCAAUAAGUGCCCCAGGUUUAUUUUAUGUAGUGAAAAUAAAUUUUCCCACCUUGAUGGACAACGCUGUCAGAAAGUAACAUUGAGCAGAAAGAGGUGCAAAGCUUAGAGCAGGUUCAGCCUGAACUUCUUAAGGGAACAGCUGAAUUUCCUACUUACACCUGUACCUUUAUCACUGAGCAUUUCCUUCUGAAAGCAAUAUUGUACAAAACAGUAAAAAGAAAUUCAAUCAGAUUACUCUUUUAAAGAUGAUAAUUGCAUUUCAAUUUUUUAAAACAAAUAAUAAUUGAUUUUCAACUCCCGCACUUGUCACUAAAAUUUGAGCAAUUAAGUUCACAAGUGACUUUCUGUAAAGGUAGGAAUUGAUGUUGUAAUUUAGAUCAUUUAAAGAUAUAACAUUGUGUGCCCUCCUGUAUGGCCUUACAGUUUUCCAAAGUAAAUAGAUGUUAACAAAGAUUUAAAAAAAUAUAUAUUUUCCACAGUUAUAUAAAUUUCACAGCAUGCUUAUUCAUGCAAUACUUAAGUGACAGUUCUCUUAAAUUACAAAAUUCACUCUGAAAAAUGUCCCAGAUUUGUUCAAAUGAUUACAUCAGAGUUAAUUUUCACCCCUGAAUGCACAGAAAAUAUGGACCACAGAAAUACUGACUUUGAGAAGAUACAGAACAUUAUACAUUAGAAUUUGUAGCCAACAGAACUGUUAUCAUUUGGGAUGGCCUGACAAUAGAAAUUGCUUUAUUUGUCUGAACAUCUUUGUUAACUGGUAAACUCCAACCAUAAGUUGUCAUUCUGAACUGAGUCAAUCAUUAAUAAUUAUAGUUCUCCGAAAAAGGAAUAUGUUUUCUAACUGUGUCCCAGUUAACAGUUAAAGUUGUAACCCACUAUUUCCCAAACUAUUGUAUGCAAAUAAUCGAAUACUUAAUAUCAAAGACUUGGCUGUUUUAAUGUAUCCCCAGAUUUGUGAUUGUCUUGUAACCUGGUAAUUGUGCAUUUUCUUUCUUUCUGGAGAAUCUAUUACCUUAAGCUUUGAAAAUUCUGUAUUUAAUUUCCCCUUAUGCAAAAAGAAAUUAAGUGUUCUUAUGAAGAUAAUCCAAAACAUAUUUUCAAUUAUUUUUCAAAAUGAGUAAUUGUGACUGCAGUUAUAGUUAGGCAAAAUGUUUAUAUCAUGGCAGCCUUAAUUCAGUCAAAACAGUAGCCUGUUGUAUAUAAUGUAAUUACACAUCUUUGACCUGCAUGGGUUCAAACUGUCUGAAUCAUCGUGUCUGUGUAAUUGUCAUUUUAACUGUUUUUAAAUCAAGUUUAACAAUUCAUUUUGAUGCCAAACACUUGUUUUAAUGCAACUGGGGUUUGGGAAUGGUGCUAAUUGAAGUUGGACUGCGGAGUGGGUGGGUUGGGCAGGGAAGUUGUAUUUCUAUGACAUACAAGUUCUAAAAGUAACCCUCGCCUUUAAAAUUUGGUACAUGAUGCCGCAAAAGCAAAACCAUUAAAAUGACAAUGACAAUUGUUUAAAGUGGACCACAACAUUAACAAUGUAAUCAGCAUGGAGGUACAGUAAAUUUUGGGUCUGAUAAAGCACGGUGUAGUGCUGAUGUGAAAUAAUGUAUUGUAUCAUACCUAGUGAAACCUGCCAAGGUUGUAACACUAAAACAAUACAGAGACAUUGAAAGAGCUGCCAAAUGUGUCUACACGGGUGUCCUAGUCAAAUCCCAGUGUUUUGUUUUCACUCUGCUUUUUUUUAGAAAAAAGAGCAAUUUCUUGCCGAAAAUUGAUAAGACUGCAAAUGAAGUUUCAAAUGUAACUUUAAACAUGGGGCACAAGGUCCUUUUACAUAGUGCUGGCUUAUUUUAGUCUGUAUUCAUAGUGUUUUUAAACCUUUUUUAGAGUGUAUUUGCAUGUUAUUAUACUUGACUGUAUGUACACAUAUUUUAGACAAAUAUUAUAUUUGUAUUCUAAUUAAACAUAGAGCAAACUUGUACAUUGUUGUUUGAAAUGUUUUUUGUAACAGUUUUUAUUCAUGAAGCAUUUUUGUACAUUGAAUAGAUAUGAACUGCUGUUGAUUGGCGCUUAUGUAUUUGGCAUGCUGAUUGUCAUGCUUCUACAUAUGGUUGUUGGUUUUAAAACUUUUUUUCUGAAAGAAGCUCAUUGUUUUGCUGCCGAAACCAGGUUAGCAAUAGAGCACUUACUGAAAAGUAAUCUGUUCAUAUGUUAUUCAUUGUGUGAAAAUAAAGAAACAUAAUCAAAACCAA